UGCUUUUUUUUCUGCUAAGGCGUCUGCAGGAGCUACUAUUCUGGGGUCCGAACUGACGGUCACAUUUCCAAGAUGGCUGCUUCCAUCUCAGGAUUAUUAAAACCUUGGACACCAAGGGUGUUCCUGGUGAGAUGGACGAGAUACAACCCUUACUAUCUGGAGCCAGAGGUCCGGAAGGAGGCCUACAGUAGACCAGAGGCAGAGCUGAGUCCUGAGGAGCAGGAGCAGCAGAAGCUCAAAACGCACCGACCCAUCAAGGCUGCCACCAAUGGAGUUACCAGCUCUCUUUUUGAUGACCCAGUCCUCAGUAAAUUUGUCAACAUGAUGAUGAAAGGUGGAAACAAGGCGCUGGCCAAAGAGAUCAUGACACAGACCCUGGAGCACAUAAAGAGGAAACAGGUGGAAAAAUACCACAAAGCUCCAGAAGGGAAGAAGGAAGAGAUCGAGUGUGACCCCUACUUUAUUUUCCACCAGGCUAUGGAGAACUGUAAGCCUGUCGUUGGGCUGGCCAGCAUACAGAAAGGUGGAAAGUUCUACCAGGUGCCCAUCCCUCUUACGGACAGCCGACGCCGCUUCCUCGCCAUGAAAUGGAUGAUCACAGAGUGCAGGGACAACAAACACAGACGCACACACAUGUAUGAAAAACUUUCCCAGGAGCUGUUGGCAGCGUCAAUCAAGGAGGGCAACGUCAUCAAGAAGAAGUAUGAGCUGCACAAGAUGGCCGAAGCCAACAGAGCGUACGCUCACUACCGCUGGUGGUAGAAAGAAACCACUCAGGACUGAAACGCUGUCAGUGCAAAUGUUCCUUCAGACUCUCAGACUGGACAGAUGCGUUGGCCACAGAGGGUCAAUUCAGUGACAGAUUUUGUUUUUUGUUGUUGUUGUUUUUUUUUGUUUUUUUUUGCUUAAAGUCCUAUUGUAAAUAAGUGAAUGCUAUGAAAAUCUGGUGGUGAAAGAACUACAAUGUAAAAAGUGUUGGACAACAGUGUAAAGGGUAACAUGGAUUUUUUGUAUUGUAUGGAAGCCCAUUUCCACCAAUAUGAUGGAUAUGAUUUUUGUUUAAGUCAAUAAAUGAGAAACUUUCUCACAAAAAUAGUUUAGUAUCUCAACAUAAAAAGUUUUCUAAAAUAAUGACUAAGUAUUUUAAAAAGAUCUAGUUAGUAUCUCGGUGUUAAUUAUAAUGACGGUAAGAUAUGACUAUUAGAAAGCUUCACUCAAUUUUGAGAUGAAAUCAUCAUUAAAGGUACAAACAGGAACUUUUCUUUUCAUCACACUGAUGGAAAUUUGCUUCUAUAUUGUUGACAAAUUGAAUUCUGUUGAAUACACAGUUGUGCACAAUUGUAUUGAUAAUUAACAUCCAAUAAACACAUUAUACCAGAUUAACAAAACAUUUACAAGUUAUUGUAACAAAUAAAUCUGCAUUUAAUGCAUAACCCAGUGCACUGAGUGAUGUAAAAAUGCAACAGUGUAAUAAAAUAUAUAAACAUGUUGCAGUCUUUUGGUGGUGUUCAAACUGUACACUCAGUGUAACUGUUGCUAUUUUUAUUUUCAUAUUCAUGUAAGAUUUCUUUUCAUUUUGUAUAAGAAACUCAUUUUGAGAAUUAUUAGAUUUUUGUCAUUUUUCCAUGCUUUUAUUAUGAAAGUCAAGGGUACUUUUAUUUUGACACCUACGUUGCUGCUAGGCUGCCUGUAGCGUUUGUCUGACGGCAGAGAGUUGUGAACAUGGUCACUUCGUGUGAACAGCUAAGAUGUGAUAGACAAGUUGAUAUCAAAAGAACAUAGCAUAAACUACAGUGAAGACUGAAGAUAGAAGACCUACAGAUUUCCUUUCAUAGCAUGCAGCCAACGAGGUAUUUAUUUGUCUUUAUUUUCGUUAUGAAUCUUUGUACUUGAGACUUUAAAGUUUGCUAAUGUGAACUGUAAUACUGUGUAUUGCCAGUUUCACGGUUUGCGGAGGUCCUUGGAUGGUUGUGGAGAGUUGGAGAGACGACGGAGACUUCAAUAAACCCGUAAAAGGAACACUUGCGUCUGCACAUGCUUGGGAGGGAGUCAUAGUGAAACUCGGGCUGUUCACCGACGCCAGUGAAGCUCGGAACGUUCGCCGACGGCGGUGAAGCAGCAAGUUGAAGAGCAAGCUAACUUCAACCCGGUGGCUAGCAAAUGAGUGUGCAUUGAACACGUGGUCGAUCAAGCCAUAAGAACGUGGACAUUAACGUUAAGAGUGUGCUAAGCAUUAGCCUUAAGAGUUGUUUUAAAGGUUCAUGGAUAAGAUGGCUGGUUGAUCUAAUGUGUUAUUGUAAUGCAUUUGCCCAGAAAACACUGAAUUGAGGCUUGCUAAGUUAAAAGUUUAAGGUUUAAAUUUAAAAGUGAAUACUUUUCAAGGUGCAUGAUAAAUGCUUAAAAGUUAAAGGUGAAAAUAUUUCGUUUUGAAUUUCACAAUUUAAAGUGUGUUUUGGUAAUGUAAAGUGAAGGCUACUUGCUGAUAUUACUGAUUACUGAUAUUUAAGUUUCAGAGGUGUUCUAAGAGAACCAUUUAUUUAAGCUACAUUUUCAGUUUGUAAAUACUUUCUGAGCUACUUGAGCAUAUUGCUACCUAAAAGUAUAGUUCAUAACAUUUCAACAUAAGGACAUUUAACAGACUUUUAAAUUUGAUAAGGCAUUGAAGUUAAUGCAAACUUUAUUUACAUUUUACAUUUUGAUAUUGACAUUCACUUAGUUUAACUCAGUCACUUAAUUAUGGCAGAGCCAAGUGAGUCCACUACUCAGGUAGAGGAUAGUGUUAGGGAAAGUGAGAAUCUUCAAGGCCCUUCCGAAGAUGAAGCAGGUGAUGCUGAGCCUCAGCAGGAGGAAGCGCAGCAGCCCAGACGUGGUGAACGAAUCCGUACACUAACAGAGAAGGGUCAAGCACUGCAAGACGAGAAAAUUAAAGGACUUCAACAAAAGUUUGACUACAUUUACAGAAAAUGGAGAACGCUUGUUAAAUUCUCUAAGCAGUCAUUAACAAAGUCAACACAGUUAUCAGAGAGUGUGCUUAAUGAUAUCCUCGGAGAUGUCAGUGGCCUUUCUGCUGAUGUGCAGCGCAUCUAUGACGAUCUACGCAGAGUCUCAACGCCAGACCAAGAAGUGCGGCGAAAGGUAGACCUGUGUGUAGAGGUUUCGGGCUUCAUCCUCUCUAGAGCUUCAAGUCGCCUGGAUGGAAAGAUUCCAGAAGAAGAAGAGCAAGAUUGGCCAGAAGCAGGCUCACUUUGGAAUUCAAGUAAAAGUGAAUUCGACUCAGUUACCUCCAUCUUGAAGGGUCCCUCAGAGCACUCAAGAGCGUCUUCCGUGAAGCGCCAAGAAGCCGCUGCGGAUGCUGCAGCAAGCCAAGCUGUUCUACAAGUGUUACAAGAACAAGAAAGAGAACAAUUGGAAAUACAGCGCCUAGAGGCAGAGGCUAAAAGGAAGAUAGCGGCUCAGGAGGCAGCGGCCAUAAAGCGUCGCUUAGAGCAAGAAGAAGAGGAGGUGAAGAGGAGGAUAAAGAGAGAAGAAGAGGAAGCCAAAAUGAAAGCUCAACAAGAGGAGGAGCACACAGCUCUACAGAUAACUUUAGACGAAAAACGAAGAAAAUUAAAGCAAUUAGAAGCAGUGAAGGAGCUUACUGCAGCACGUGCAAGAAUGCAGGUGUAUGAUCAAGGUCUUGGCAUAAAGGAAGAAUCUAAAGGCAUUCCAUGUCAUGAGACAGUAGCAGACAUUAAGCCACCAUGUCCUACAAGUUGUCUGCCCUCGUCCAUACCUUCUGCCCCACAACCUGUGAUCAGCUCUUCAAAUCAGAGCACAGUAGAGCUCAUAAAGGUACUCGCAGAUGCUUUAAACAACAAUAGAAUUCCAGUCCCUGAGCCUUCAAUAUUCAGCGGGGAUCCGUUAAAGUACAGUGAUUGGAAGCUGUCGUUUAAAACUCUGAUCGACCAAAAGAACAUUCAAGACAAAGAGAAGAUAUACUAUCUUCGCAAAUAUGUGAGCGGACAAGCUAAGAAUGCACUGGAUGGCUACUUCCUACUCGGAACCGAGUCUGCCUAUGCUGCGGCAUGGGAGAUUUUGGAGGAGAGAUACGGAAAUCCAUUCACCGUUGCAAAGGCAUAUAGAGACAAGCUUCAAGCAUGGGCCAAGAUUGGACCUAAAGACAGCACUGAGCUAAGAGAGUUUGUCGACUUUCUCCGGAGCUGCGAAGCCGCCAUGGUCCAUGUCAAGGCACUUGAGAUCCUCAAUGACUGUAAUGAGAAUAGGAGGAUUCUUGCAAAGUUACCGGACUGGCUAACCGCAAGAUGGAACCGGAGAGUCAUGGAAAUGGAGGAGCAGAGUGGCCAGUUCCCCUCCUUCAGCCAAUUCAUGAAGUUUCUGAUAAGAGAAGCGAAAAUAGCCUGUAACCCAGUUACAUCGUUGCAAGCGCUAAAGCAAGGUGAAACUGAAAAGCCAAAGCAACAAAGACAACAAAAUGUUAAAGCAAAGACAUUGACUACAUCUUCUAAUGAAGAGACUGUGAAAACGUGUGUCUUCUGUAAGAAGAAUGGGCAUACCUUGCACAUAUGCAGGAAGUUUGCAGAGAAAGACGUUCCAGAUAGAGUGAAGUUUGUUCAAGCUGAAAAGCUAUGCUUUGGGUGCCUCAAGCCAGGUCAUCUCUCAAAGAGCUGCAACAGUAGGAGUGUUUGUGACACAUGCAACAAGCGGCAUCCUACCUGUCUGCACGAGGAGAGAGAUCAAGGAGAGCAAAAGGCACCACAAGUUAAGCAAAGCCAAGCUCAAGAGAAGUCAAAUAACCAAAAGCAAGAAAAGAAUAAACCAAAACCUCAAGCAGCACAACCUAAAGAAACUGCUACAGCUUCUACUCUACGAGUCAUCCAGGAUGAAGCUACUGUGCAAACAGCUGCAAUAAUUCCUGUCUGGCUAUCGUCCGCCUCUCAGCCAGCACAAGAGGUGCUUGUAUAUGCACUGUUAGAUUCCCAAAGCGACACAACUUUCGUGCUAAGUGAAGUAGCUGAUGCUUUGGAGGCAGAUAAAGAACAAGUCAAGUUGAAGCUCUCUACUAUGACGUCAAGAACCACAGUAGUUAAUUCUCAGCGAGUAAAGAACCUGAAUGUUCGAGGCUUUUACUCCAGCAAAAGAAUCAGCUUACCACCAUCCUACACGCGUGACUUUAUUCCAGCCAACAAAACUCACAUACCAACUGGCGAAACUGCAAAGGCUUGGUCGCACCUAGAGCACCUCCAAGAUGAAGUAGCCCCUCUGCAGGACUGUGAGGUAGGCUUGCUCAUCGGCUACAACUGCUCAGAAGCGCUACUGCCAAGAGAAAUUGUGUCUGGACAAGAAAAUCAGCCCUAUGCACAACGCACAGAUCUCGGAUGGAGUAUUGUCGGCCAUGGGAAUCCCUGCGUAGAGUAUGGAGAUGCAAUUGGAAUUAGUCACCGCAUAGUAGUGAGACAAGUGACGCCAAGAGUCGACUCUUCUCUCAAUCUGAAGACAGAAGUUCAUUAUGUGAACAGAUCCAAAGUCAAGGAAAUUACCCCUUCAGACAUCAUUAAAGUCCUUGAAUUAGACUUCUCAGAAAGAGCUAGAGAAGAGGAUAUUGUGUCUCAAGAUGAUCUUAAGUUUCUGUCUAAAUUGAGAGAAAACAUAAGACAGAAAGACGAUGGUCACCUUGAAAUGCCAUUGCCGUUCAGAGAAGAAAGACCAAAGCUACCCAACAAUAAAAUAUGUGCAGUACAUCGCUUACAGUGUCUUGAAAGGAAGUUAAGAAAAAAUGAAGCAUACUACAAAGACUAUGUGAAUUUUAUGACUGACAUCAUUUCACGUGGUGAUGCAGAGAAGGUCCCGGAAGAAGAAAUUGAGAACAGUCCCGCUUGGUAUAUUCCGCACCACGGAGUUUAUCAUCCACACAAACCGGGGAGAAUACGGGUGGUAUUUGACUGUUCAGCCAAGUUUCAAGAAACAUGUCUCAAUGACCAUCUGCUCACUGGACCUGACCUGACGAAUACACUGGUGGGUGUCUUGUGCAGAUUUCGAAAGGGCUUAGUCGCAGUGAUGUGCGACAUUGAAAGGAUGUUUCAUCAAUUUCACGUGAAAGUCGAAGACCAAGAUUACCUACGAUUCCUUUGGUGGGAGAGCGGUAACUUGGAAAGCAAGCCAUCUACCUACAGAAUGAAGGUCCACCUGUUUGGUGCGGCUUCGUCCCCUGGUUGUGCCAACUUUGGCCUGAAACACCUGGCAGCUCAAGGGCAGGGUCAGUACGGCGAAGACACCAUACGCUUCAUUCAAAGAAAUUUCUAUGUAGAUGAUGGGCUCGCGAGCGUUCCCACAGAAAAGGAGGCCAUUCAUCUUGUGAAGGAAUCAAGCGAACUUUGCCAAGCAGGCAAGUUAAGACUACACAAGUUUGUUUCUAACAAUGAGAAAGUGAUGGAAUCCAUUCCAGAAGAGGAAUGUGCUGUAAUCAAAGAUCAAGACAUGGCUUUGAGUCUGCCUCACAUGGAAAGAGCGCUAGGAGUAGAGUGGUGCAUCACGUCCGAUUCGUUCAAGUUCAGAAUUCAAGUAAAGUCCAAUCCAUCGACAAGAAGAGGUGUGCUCUCUACUGUAGCCUCAGUCUAUGACCCGUUGGGAUUCAUGGCGCCCUUCGUCCUCCUUGGAAAGCAGAUUCUCCAGCAGAUGUGCAGAGAAAAGAUCGGCUGGGACGAAGAGCUGCCAGAAAGCCUAAGACCUCAGUGGGAGUCUUGGAUUAGAGAUCUACCCAACUUAGCUGACAUGGAAGUCAGAAGAUGUUACUUACCUACGAAUUUCGGGAACAUCAAGAAGUAUGAACUUCACCACUUCUGUGACGCAAGUACCUCAGGAUAUGGUGUAUGUACUUACCUUCGAGCUGUUGACGAAUCCGAUGAAGUCCAUUGCAGUUUAGUGAUGGGAAAGUCACGAGUUUCGCCAACCAAAGUCAUGACGAUACCAAGACUUGAGCUGUCUGCGGCAGUAGUUGCAGUUCGAGCCAGCGACAUGCUUCGAAGCGAGCUGGAAAUCCAAGACCUGAAGGAAUACUUCUGGACGGAUUCCACAGUCGUUCUUGGCUACAUAAACAAUAACGCCAAAAGAUUCCAAGUAUUCGUAGCCAAUCGAAUACAGAGAAUCAAGUCAAGCACAAAGCCUGAGCAAUGGGCCUAUGUUGCAUCUGAGGACAAUCCGGCAGAUCAUGCUUCGCGAGGGUUGACUGCAGAGCAACUUAAGACAUCCAACUGGUUCUCUGGACCGAAGUUUCUUUGGCACAAAGAAUUACCUGUCCGAGAAUGCAAGGUGGGAGAAGUUAAAGAUGAUGAUCCUGAGCUUCGUAAGGCUGUAGUGUUUAACACUAAGGCAAAAGAAGACCGAUCGUUACUGGACCGCCUUGAGAAGUUUUCCGACUGGUCAAGGGUAGUACAAGCAGUUGCCAGAUUAAAACGACGAGUCAAAGAACACAAAGGUGUGAAACAAAGAACGAAUGAGAGUACAAGUUUAGAAGAAAGGAAGGAAGCAGAAAUUGCUAUCAUCAAGCUAGUCCAAGAGGAAGCGUUCCCAGAUGAGAUAAAGAGCUUGAAAGUAAGGGAAGUUAUAGCCAAGACCAAGUACAGCAACCUGAACAAGUUAAGUCCAGUGGUGGAUGAAGACGAAGUGCUAAGAGUGGGAGGACGCUUAAGUCAAGCCGCGUUACAUCCACACAUAAAGCAUCCAGCUAUACUUCCGAAGAACAGCCACAUAUCAGCUCUACUUAUCAAGCAUUUCCACGAAAAGGUUCAUCAUCAGGGACGUGGACUGACUUUGAACGAACUGCGAGCUAACGGAUGGUGGAUCCUGGGAAGUAGUAGCGUAGUAUCGUCACACAUCUUCAAAUGUGUCAAGUGUCGAAAGUACAGAAGAUGUACUGAGGAACAAAAGAUGGGUAACUUACCUCAAGACAGAAUGGAAACGACCCCUCCGUUCACCUACACCGGCAUAGAUUGCUUCGGCCCUAUCUAUGUAAAAGACGGGAGAAAAGAGGUUAAAAGAUAUGGACUUUUAUUCACCUGUCUAUGUUCAAGAGCUAUUCACAUAGAAGUGCUCGACGACAUGACCACUGAUGCGUUCAUCAAUGCUCUAAGAGCGUUCAUUGCCAUAAGAGGAAAUGUUCGUCAACUUAGAAGCGAUCAAGGAACCAACUUCAUCGGCGCAAGGAGAGAGUUCACAGAACUCAUGAAAGGAAUGGAAGGAGAAAGAGUCAAGGCUCUAGGAUGUGAAUUUCUAAUGAAUCCCCCAGCGGCAAGCCACAUGGGUGGCGUCUGGGAAAGACAAAUCAGAACAAUAAGGAGUGUUCUCACUGCCAUUCUCGACGAGUCAGCACAAAGAUUGGACAGCUCCUCUCUAAGAACUUUCUUAUAUGAAGUGUUGGCAGUUGUCAAUAGCAGACCACUCACCGUUGAACAUUUGAAUGACCCAUCUGCACCCGAACCUUUGACCCCGAACCACAUUCUCACGAUGAAGUCCACUAUCAUCCUUCCUCCACCUGGACAGUUCGUCAAAGAAGACCUGUAUCUUCAAAAGAGGUGGCGCAAAGUUCAAUAUUUGGCCAAUGAAUUUUGGAUUCGUUGGAAAAAAGAAUACCUACUAAGUUUACAACCAAGACAAAAAUGGCAGAAGAACAGAAGAAACAUGAAAGUGAACGACAUCGUGCUUUUGCAAGAUGAGCAAGCACCACGAAACGAAUGGAAGCUGGCCAAAAUAGCAGAAGUCUAUCCAGAGUCAGAUGAUAGGGUGAGAAAAGUCAGAUUGCUGGUUAGUGACACCACAUUCGAUGGCAAGGGUAAACCCACAACUAAAACAGUGUUUCUUGAUAGACCCAUACACAAGCUUGUGACCUUAAUUGAAGCAGAUUAAGAUGCUUAAUGUUUCCAUCAUUCCUUGUUGAGUGGUAAAGUUUGAUAAUGUUUAAGAGUGACUUGCAACAGUCUUUAAGUAUUGAGAAAUCCCACAGUAAGAUUGGUGCGAUUUGAUGGGAGUGUAACUGUUGCUAUUUUUAUUUUCAUAUUCAUGUAAGAUUUCUUUUCAUUUUGUAUAAGAAACUCAUUUUGAGAAUUAUUAGAUUUUUGUCAUUUUUCCAUGCUUUUAUUAUGAAAGUCAAGGGUACUUUUAUUUUGACACCUACGUUGCUGCUAGGCUGCCUGUAGCGUUUGUCUGACGGCAGAGAGUUGUGAACAUGGUCACUUCGUGUGAACAGCUAAGAUGUGAUAGACAAGUUGAUAUCAAAAGAACAUAGCAUAAACUACAGUGAAGACUGAAGAUAGAAGACCUACAGAUUUCCUUUCAUAGCAUGCAGCCAACGAGGUAUUUAUUUGUCUUUAUUUUCGUUAUGAAUCUUUGUACUUGAGACUUUAAAGUUUGCUAAUGUGAACUGUAAUACUGUGUAUUGCCAGUUUCACGGUUUGCGGAGGUCCUUGGAUGGUUGUGGAGAGUUGGAGAGACGACGGAGACUUCAAUAAACCCGUAAAAGGAACACUUGCGUCUGCACAUGCUUGGGAGGGAGUCAUACUCAGGACUGCACUCCCAGUCAUCAGGAGGUCUCUGUUAUGAAGUAUGUGGAUGACGCCACCAUCACUGCCCUUUCUUUUGGCACUAUAUCUGUGACUGAAGUUGUUACAUUUCAUUUUUAUCGAAAGUAAACCAAAUAACCUGAACAUGUAACAAAUAACAUAACAAAUAUGACUUGCAAUCUUUGCCAGCAUAAUCUUGCCAAAAUCCUUAAUCUUUUUUAAGGAGAAUCUUUUUUUUCCCAUUGGUGAAACUAAGUGAUUUUUUUUCAUGAAAACAAUAUUAUCCUUUCAUGUAAAAAAAAAAAAAAAAAAUGAAAUAAAAAGAUCCACAAGACAAAAUAAAAUUUCACCUUUACAGAGCAAACAUUUUAAAUAAGGCUAACAAAAUAUUCUCACUUGCACCUCAGGGCUUCCUUUUUUUCUGUACUUUUGCAUUUAUAAUGUUCAAUUGUGAAAACUAGCAAAGCAAAGAAAAUAAAUGAAAAGGAGAUUGUUUAACAGAUUUAAAUACUGAGCUCUACAGGUCAGACACAGGAAAUGUAAAAGUCCGGUUUCUUUGCAAUUCAGUUUUUUUUUUUUUUUUUUCAAAUCUGGCCUUUAAAAAACAGCAGUACAUCAUCAGUAAUUUCAGCGAAUCCCAACGAUCAUGUAAGACAGCUACCUUGAAGCCAUAGUAAUAAGAAAGAGAAUAAAGAAGGAAACAAGUUGAUGAUAUUGGAGCGUCAAAGUCUUUUUAUGUAGGAAUUCAGUGUGGAUGUAUGGGUCAGCAAAUCAAUGGACUUCAUCAUGGGAGAUCACUAAUUAAUUAAUAGUGGUGUCAGAUCAAAACAUGCUUCUUUGUGUUGUUCAUCAAGGCACUUUAUAAUAACAUCAUUUUCUUUGAGCACAUUGGUGGAAAUGAGCGUCCAUAUUAUUGACAAGUUGGUUUCAGUCCAAUAAAGCUGUGGUGCACAACUGUAUUGUUAUUUCACAUCCAAUAAACACACUAUACCACAUUAAUGAAAACAUCCAAGAUUUAUUAGAACAAAUAAAUCUGCAUUAAAUGUACAACCCAACCAUAAAAAAAUGGAAUUGAGUGAUGUAAAAAUGUUGCAACAGUGUAAUAAAAUAUAUAAACAUAUAUUGCAGUCAGUCAGUAUUGUGUCCUUUAGGGACUAUUAGUGUCUACAGCAUUCAAAAUUUGUUACUCCUUAUCUAAUUCUUUAGAAUCAGUUUCAAUUAAUUUUUUUUAUCAACUUGCAAACACAAUUAGAGAUCGUCACAGUGGCUACAUUUUCAUUCCUAACAAUGAGGAUUCUGUCUCUGAACUGAUCAAAGCUGAUUUGUCUCUGCAAGCCAAAUUUUAUAUUGGGAUUAACUUUUUACAUAUCAUUACUGGUGCCGCUUUUUAAAAAAAUAACGACAGAUGUUAUAUUGUCCUACGUUUGUGUCUGUCUGAUUCCAAGGCACAGCUUUGGCUGAAGACCAUGAAGCCGUCACUGAGUGUCAACAAAGGUUACAGCAGAUGCAAACUUAAAACUGAGCUCAGCUACAUAGUGUCGCCUGUGCAGGUUGAAGUCUCAUUCAAAGGUAAAAUACUCAAUUACUGGCAUUAUGUGUGAGGGGAGGGAAAAUACAAGCAGUGGCUGAAAGUAACUUAUCACAUUUACUCAAGUACUGUUUUAAGUACAAUUUUGAGAUACUUCACAAGCAUUUAUAUUUUCUGCUACUUUACAUUAGUAUAAGGUGCUUUUUACUUCAGCUUUAGUUACAAGCUGCUUUGCAGAUUCAGAUUAUAAUACAAAAUAUGAACAACAAAUAAAUAAUAUUGAAUUAAAAUACAACUUCACUGAUCCAAGGUGGCACUUCUACUUUUGGUAAUUCUUCCAAUUUUCUAAUGUAGGACUUUUACGAGUAUAGGUAAUAGUAACUGAAGUAAAUAAUCCGAGUACUCCACCACUGCCCUCUAGCACCUCUACUACAAAUUAAGAGCAUAGGCUUUAUCAAGUCUCCUGUAUUGGAUGAUGCUGUUUUUGUUAUGUUGGCACAACUUGUGUAACAAGUUUCUGUAGAAACACAUCUUAAAUAUGAACUGUAACUGAUCUUACUUAUUGAUAAGUUGAGCUGUAACACAUAAAAAAUUAAAGAAGAUCCCUGAAUUAAGACACAAUGUUUAAUCUGACAAAACGGCCUCAUAACGAAAUGUAGAGAGACGCAGUAACACAGGAAUCCUAAAACACAAAUUAGGCAGAAAAAUUCCUCUGAACCGCAUCUCCACUCUUUAGUAAAAUUUAAAUUCUAAGCUAAAAUCUUCAACUUAAUAAGUAAAAUAUUGAUUUUAAGUUCAAUUCAAAUAUUGGUCACGCAACAAUAAAAAGUAAAGCAAAGACCAAAUCAGCUUGUAUCUGACUGGAAUGUCUGUUCCAAGUCCUUUGGAUUUGGUAAAAAUAACUUGGACUUUGAAAGGUUUUCUCAAAACAGGAAUGCCUGUAAGAUAAAAAAAAAAAA
Acanthopagrus latus (yellowfin seabream) is the source of this 12038-nucleotide messenger RNA. It is a transcript of the gene mrps7, whose product is annotated as mitochondrial ribosomal protein S7. NCBI's taxonomy places the organism in Eukaryota, Metazoa, Chordata, Actinopteri, Spariformes, Sparidae. Gene Ontology annotation, molecular function: structural constituent of ribosome; rRNA binding; mRNA binding. Gene Ontology annotation, cellular component: ribosome. The transcript has 5 exons. The coding region runs from base 73 to 762 and encodes 229 amino acids. Gene Ontology annotation, biological process: ribosomal small subunit assembly; translation. The record is from RefSeq and is a predicted model, not a curated record.